AAACUGAUUCAUAAUAUUAUAAUAAGGUAGCUUGGAAUGUGGUAUAUGUAUACGUAUGCAUGGUACGUGUAAUAUAUUGAGGAGUAUGUGCGCGCGCGGGUGUCACGGUGUACGUGCGCGGCGAUUAUAUAUGUGAGAAUUUAACACUUUCAGUACAAUAUGUACAUACAUACAAUCACUGUAACAGUUGAAGGCAACUUGUACAUAGCAACAUAUGUUUACAUGUAUGUGUGCACAGGUAUUGCAUAGGCAUAGGCUAUAGGGCAUUAAAUACUUAUUAAAAAUUUUGCGCACACGCUUAAUAUGCAACACAUCAAAUGUCAAAUACAUAGCUGAUUAUAUUUAUCUGUCAAAUUAUCUGUAUUUUAAAUCUGCAAUAGUAGCAUGUAGGCUUGAUGCAAAACGUAGUCAUUUAUUAAUUUGAUAGAUAUUUGAUAUUUGAUAUUUAUACAUAUAAUUAUAUAAUGCAGUGUCAGUGCGAAAACUUGGAUACUCCAUGUAUACUUGUACAUGGUGAUGUUGGAAAUUUUCAUGAUGCGCUAAUUAUUGAAAAAACGACGAGUUGUAAAAAUGCAGCAUCCACUGGAUAUCAAAGUUUGUUAAGUGGUGCAAGUUCUGUACAGGCUGUAGAACGUGCGUUAUGGUGGUUAGAAUGCGAUGAAUUUUUUAAUUGCGGUUAUGGAUCGGUUUUAAAUAAUAUAGGAGAUGUACAAAUGGAUGCGAGCAUAGUAAACGGCUUCAAAUCGGAAUGUGGAUCUGUAGCCGCGAUAUCAGACGUGGAACAUCCGAUAUCUCUUGCCAGAUACGUUUUGGAUAAUUUUCCCAACUCCAUCCUAGUAGGGGAAGGUGCAAGAAAAUUAACAAGACAUGCAAAAUUAAACUGGCUGUCAAGAGGAAAUAUGACAGCACCUACGGCAGUUUAUUUAGCUUGCGAUAAAUCGAAAGAAAUAGGCACGUCUGACGUUAAUUUGGAUGGACGUGUUCAGAAUGUUGAAAAUCAUCGGUUGUUAGAAGUACUAGGAAGUAAAUUGUAGAUAUGACAUUUCAUAAAGUUACUUUCAUAUUUCUUCUAAUAUUGCAAGGAAAAU
Messenger RNA from Temnothorax curvispinosus, 1088 nucleotides. RefSeq names its product isoaspartyl peptidase/L-asparaginase-like. The transcript is spliced from 2 exons. The record is from RefSeq and is a predicted model, not a curated record. Bases 465 to 1034 code for a protein of 189 amino acids. Lineage: Eukaryota; Metazoa; Arthropoda; Insecta; Hymenoptera; Formicidae. Gene Ontology annotation, molecular function: hydrolase activity.